Messenger RNA from Temnothorax curvispinosus, 858 nucleotides. RefSeq lists its product as uncharacterized. The record is from RefSeq and is a predicted model, not a curated record. The transcript has a single exon. The coding region runs from base 1 to 858 and encodes 285 amino acids. Lineage: Eukaryota; Metazoa; Arthropoda; Insecta; Hymenoptera; Formicidae.
AUGGCUGCAGUCGUAUUUAUCACCGUCCACGGCUCUAAUGGCGCCACGAUUUCAUUGGUGUGCUCCAAAACGAAGGUAGCACCGCUCAAACGGCUCACCAUCCCGAGACUUGAACUCACCGCAGCAUUGCUGCUCUCAAGACUCAUGCCAUACGUUCAAGCCACCUCGAAGAUGAACGUUACAGCAACUCACCUGUGGACGGACUCUGUUGUGACACUCACGUGGAUCAAAUCUCAUGCAUCGCGCUGGAAGGAUUUCGUGAGAAAUCGAGUUUCUCAACUUCAAGAGCUCACUGCGAACGCACAUUGGAAAUACGUACCAGGUACGUCCAACCCAGCCGACUGCGCAUCACGAGGAUUAAUUACUGCUCAACUUCAAAGCCACUCAUUAUGGUGGACGGGACCACCAUGGAUUCUCACACCUGAAGCAUGGCCAUCUCAACCCGCGCUUCCGGACAAAUUGAACGGUCAUGAGGCACGUCCUGGCAUUGCUCUAUAUGCAGCUGCAUCUCAGCCGAACUAUCAUUGGGAUCUCAUAUUCAAGUACUCAACCUUCAAUAAAUUAUUGAAAAUAACAGCUCUCUGUUUCAGGUUUAUCGCUCUCUUGAGAGGGUUCUGGGACGGGUCGUUGGACUCGCACUCUGCUUUGGAGAAUGCCAGAUUUUUCUGGAUCAAGGCUAUUCAAGCGGCAUACUUCACGUACGAGAUCAAGAUACUCACGGCCAACUCGAGAUCACCAACUGCUCACGCAUUCAGUCGAUUGACUGCGUACAUAGACGCUCAAGGACUCAUCCGAGUUGGUGGCCGUCUCAAUCAAAACCAACAUUGGAUCAAGACAACAAACAUUAGGCGAUUUUAA